AGCCGGACGCACAGAGGUCCCCUUGUGAGCCGCUAGCGAUUGUUCAGGGAGAAAGCAGGCGCUGCCCUUUGAGACGGGGGAGUCGUUUACUCCAGAAGAUCCACAGAAUAGAGGAUGUUGCCACGAAGCCUGCCUCUGUCUUUCACACUCAGCGUGCACAACCAUUGCCAAGCUGAGACCGAUGUCUGCAGACUGUGUUGACAAACUCUGAAGAGCCUAGUUAACACAGGAUGACCUAGGAGUGCCUUUCCGUCUCUAACAAGAAACUGUUCAUUAGUGACAGUGUCAGUCUUGGUUCUGAAUGCUGCAGAUCACAGCAGGCGGGAUUUCUCCUUUCUUUAUUUCUGAAACAUUCACUUGACCUUCCAUCAGUAAGACUGACUUUUCUAGUUUGCUCCGGGAGAUAUUAAUGGAAUACAGUCAUGUCCACUCAAGACGAGAGGCAGGUCAAUACUGAGUAUGCAGUGUCCUUGUUGGAACAGUUAAAACUAUUUUAUGAACAGCAGUUGUUUACUGACAUAGUGUUAAUUGUUGAGGGCACUGAGUUCCCUUGUCAUAAGAUGGUUCUUGCCACAUGUAGCUCUUACUUCAGUGUCCCAUGACAGACCUCGGAGAUAUUGUGGAUUCAGUUCCAGACCACCACAACAAAGCAAAUAUCAUAAUAAAGGCCAUGUUCAUGAGUGGGCUAAGUGAAAGCAAACAGACACAUGUACACCUGAGGAAUGUGGAUGCAGCCACCUUACAGAUAAUAAUUACUUACGCGUACACGGGUAAUUUGGCAAUAAAUGACAGCACUGUAGAACAGCUUUAUGAAACAGCUUGCUUCCUGCAGGUAGAAGAUGUGUUGCAACGUUGUCGGGAAUAUUUAAUUAAAAAAAUAAAUGCAGAGAAUUGUGUGCGAUUGUUGAGCUUUGCUGAUCUGUUCAGUUGUGAGGAAUUGAAACAAAGUGCUAAAAGAAUGGUGGAGCACAAGUUCACUGUUGUGUGUCACCAGGAAGCGUUCAUGCAGCUGUCCCAUGACCUCCUGAUAGACAUUCUCAGUAGUGACAACUUAAAUGUAGAAAAGGAGGAGACAGUUCGCGAAGCUGCUAUGCUGUGGCUAGAGUACAACACAGAAGCACGAUCCCAGUAUUUGUCUUCAGUUCUUAGCCAAAUCAGAAUCGAUGCACUUUCAGAAGUAACACAGCGAGCUUGGUUUCAAGGUCUGCCACCCAAUGAUAAGUCUGUCGUGGUUCAAGGUCUGUAUAAAUCCAUGCCCAAGUUUUUCAAACCAAGACUUGGGAUGACUAAAGAGGAGAUGAUGAUUUUCAUUGAAGCCUCUUCAGAAAAUUCUGUAGUCUUUACUCUUCUGUCUGUUACAGUCCCCAAGCAGAAAAAAGUUUACAAGCUCUGCAGCCCACCAGCUGAUUUGCAUAAAGUUGGGACCGUUGUAACUCCUGAUAAUGACAUCUAUAUAGCAGGUGGUCAGAUUCCUUUGAAAAACACAAAAACAAAUCAUAGUAAGACAAGCAAACUUCAGACUGCCUUCAGAACUGUGAAUUGCUUUUAUUGGUUUGAUGCACAGCAAAAUACCUGGUUUCCAAAGACGCCGAUGCUUUUUGUCCGAGUAAAGCCAUCCUUGGUUUGCUGUGAAGGCUAUAUUUAUGCAAUUGGAGGAGAUAGUGUAGGUGGAGAACUUAAUCGGAGGACCGUUGAAAGAUAUGACACUGAGAAGGAUGAGUGGACAAUGGUGAGCCCUUUGCCUUGUGCUUGGCAGUGGAGCGCAGCAGUUGUGGUUCAUGACUGUAUCUACGUGAUGACGCUGAACCUCAUGUACUGUUACUUUCCAAGGUCUGACUCGUGGGUAGAAAUGGCCAUGAGACAGACUAGCAGGUCUUUUGCUUCAGCUGCAGCUUUUGGUGAUAAAAUUUUCUAUAUUGGAGGGUUACACAUUGCUACCAAUUCUGGUUUAAGAUUCCCUUCCAGCACUGUAGAUGGGUCUUCGGUAACUGUGGAAAUUUAUGAUGUGAAUAAAAAUGAAUGGAAAAUGGCAGCCAACAUCCCUGCUAAGAGGUACUCAGAUCCCUGCGUUCGAGCUGUUGUGAUCUCAAAUUCUCUGUGUGUGUUUAUGCGAGAAACUCACUUAAAUGAAAGAGCUAAAUAUGUCACUUACCAGUAUGAUCUGGAACUCGACCGGUGGUCUCUGCGGCAGCAUAUAUCUGAACGUGUACUGUGGGACCUAGGGAGAGACUUCCGAUGCACUGUGGGGAAACUUUAUCCAUCCUGCCUGGAAGAAUCUCCGUGGAAACCACCAACCUAUCUUUUUCUACCGGAUGGGACAGAGGAGUUCGAACUGGAUUGAGUAAUGGUUGCACUACCACCUGUAUAGUUGGGAGUUCAGGAGGUGCACGCCUGAUUUAUGUGCUUUGUCAUUUUCUUUGCUAAAUAAGAGAGGCUAUGAAAGGACUAAUAUGAGUACAUAAAAAUCUAUCUUUGAUAAAUUUUAUUUUUAUGCCCUACUUAAUAUUUGCAUCAGUAUAAUAUAUAUCAGUGAGUCUUGCAGAAAGAUAUGCUUCCAUAAUAUGAAAUAGAUUAUCCAAUAAUUGUAAUAAUUUUAUGUGUAUCAUGAGAGCAUAGAAUCUGGAUUAUCUAACAUUGUUAGCCCUGUGUAUGUACAGUUCAAAAAGUUCACUUAUUAAACUAGUUUCCUGUUCCUAGUGUGGUAUAUCACAAAUUGUGCUGAGGUUAUUUUAGCAUAUGUAUUUCGUUCCUGUGCUUCUGUUCUGAAGUCCUGGAAUACAGUUUUUCGGUGUAAUUAGUUCAGCUGCACUUAACACUAACGUCCAUGUUGGAAUAGAAAUGUCUCAAUCCUGUACUAUAGUUGAGGAAGAUCUUCCAUUUUAUGGUAUUACACAGGGAGAGCUAGGACUGCAGGACCAGUCUAACUAUACUAUUAGGUGCAUGUACUCUCUUUCUCUUUCCACUAACUUAUACUUGUCUCUAGAAUACAGGUCUUCCAAUCAGCUGGUCAUUUACCAGGUAUAGACUUAAGUUGCUGGGCUUGCAAUGAAAUUUGCUAGUCCCUCAUUGUGCGGGUCUGGGUGGAGCAUUCAUCAGUAAAUGCCUCCACUUUCUGUAUUACAUUAACAUUGGCUCAUGCGUAUAACUACCUGCUGCUGUUGUAUUUCUCCAUCUUAAAGAUUUAGAGUGGGUCAACCAGGUCAUUACAUCUUAAUUUAAUAACAAGCAUUACUGUAGAGUGAUUGUGUAGAUACCCGUUAGCCGUCAGGGUGUGUUUUUUUAACCUGUUGUGUGUGGGUAGGAUUAGAAGGGUGAACUGUUCAGGAAUUCUCUGCACUGGCUGUGCGGACGAGCAGGUAACAAGUGCUGCUCUGGCAUUCAUCCAGGAACCACUAGCAGUAGCGGCGCUGCCCAUCUAACAUGAGCACAGGUGCUUCACGACAAACAUUACUAGCAUGUUCAACUGCAUAAUGUUCUGGCACUGUAUUUCGAAUGACAUUAAUUUAUUAAAUAAGUUGUACAUAUUCAA
Molecule: messenger RNA, 3529 nt
Organism: Myotis lucifugus (little brown bat)
Lineage: Eukaryota; Metazoa; Chordata; Mammalia; Chiroptera; Vespertilionidae
Gene: KBTBD2
Product: kelch repeat and BTB domain containing 2
Exons: 5
Coding region: 599-2341 (580 amino acids)
Molecular function (GO): protein binding
Source: RefSeq, a predicted model, not a curated record